This is a messenger RNA of Conger conger (European conger), 942 nucleotides long. RefSeq names its product olfactory receptor 52K1-like. The record is from RefSeq and is a predicted model, not a curated record. Gene Ontology annotation, molecular function: G protein-coupled receptor activity; olfactory receptor activity. The coding region runs from base 1 to 942 and encodes 313 amino acids. Gene Ontology annotation, biological process: G protein-coupled receptor signaling pathway. Lineage: Eukaryota; Metazoa; Chordata; Actinopteri; Anguilliformes; Congridae. Gene Ontology annotation, cellular component: membrane. The transcript has a single exon.
AUGAAUCACUCCUCUUUGGACACCAUGUUAAUAUUCACCAUAUAUGGAUCCUUUGGCCCACUGAAUUACUUAUUUUUCAUGCUUGCUUUUAUUUUCUACCUCCUCUCAGUUUUUGCCAAUGUUUUUCUGAUGCUGGGUAUCUAUUUUGAAUCCAGCCUACACAAACCCAUGUACAUUUUCCUGUUUAACCUGGCAGUAAAUGGACUGAUAGGAAGCUCUGCUGUCUGGCCAAAAGUCAUGGAAAACGUUCUUUCAGACACACAAACGAGCUCACUGCUGGCUUGUCUUGUUCAGGUGUUUUGGACCUAUUUCUAUGUAUCUUCUGCUUAUACAACUUUGUCGGUCAUGGCCUACGACCGAUACAUCUCCAUUUGCAAGCCUUUGCUGUACCACACCAUCAUGACUCCUGGGAAAGUGAAAGCACUGCUUACUGCAGCCAACAUCAUUCCUCUCUCCUCUAUAUCGAUUCAAGUUUAUCUGACUUCCAGACUGUCACUGUGCAGGUACACCAUUCACAAGCUGUACUGUGACAACCUGACUCUCCUCAACCUCUCCUGUGGGAGAAGUGGUCUGGCUAAUCUUUAUGGCAUAUGCGUGGUGACAAGUUUAGUCGGUUUCCCUUCUAUUAUUGUGCUUCUCUCUUAUGCCAAGAUCCUCACUGUCAGUCUGAAAGCCUCAAAAGAUGCACAAAAGAAAGCUCUGAGCACGUGUUCCCCUCAUAUAAUCACCUUCAUUAAUUUAUCGUUGGCUUCUCUUUUCUUUGUGAUUUAUCAUCGAUACAGUUUACUUCUCCCAGCAGAGGUUUAUAUUUUAAUUACUGUAGAUGUAUUUGUGAUUCCCCCUCUGUUGAAUCCAAUCAUAUACGGGAUCAGGACACAGGAGAUCAGGAAAUGCGUUGUUAAAAUGGUGAAGAAAAAGCAGAGAUUGUUCCAGAUCUUUUAA